This is a messenger RNA of Hibiscus syriacus, 1177 nucleotides long. RefSeq lists its product as uncharacterized. NCBI's taxonomy places the organism in Eukaryota, Viridiplantae, Streptophyta, Magnoliopsida, Malvales, Malvaceae. The record is from RefSeq and is a predicted model, not a curated record. Gene Ontology annotation, biological process: regulation of DNA-templated transcription. Gene Ontology annotation, molecular function: transcription coregulator activity. The coding region runs from base 1 to 975 and encodes 324 amino acids. The transcript is spliced from 4 exons.
AUGCCUAGACCAGGUCCAAGACCUUAUGUCUUUGAGAGAAAAGCUUGGCACAGUGAUACUCACCAAACCAUCAGAGGUUCCCUUGUUCAAGAAAUCUUCAGAGUUGUGAAUGAAAUUCAUAGCUCUUCAACUAAGAAAAACAAAGAAUGGAAAGAGAAGCUCCCUGUUGUGGUUUUGAAAGCUGAAGAAAUCAUGUACUCGAAAGCAAAUUCUGAGGGUGAGUAUAUGAACAUUAAAACCCUAUGGGAUCGAACAAACGAUGCUGUUAACACAAUCAUUAGACGAGAUGACAGUACUGAAACUGGAAAGCUUCUUCAACCUUGUAUUGAAGCUGCUCUCACUUUAGGCUGCACGCCAAGAACCUUGAGCAGCCAACGAAAUUGUAGUCCAAGGUGUUACCUUAACUCGGCUACUCAAGCAAAUCUCAUGGCUAACUCACAUUGCUUGGUUAGCUUUACGAAACCUGCAACCGUGAAUGCGAUUCGAUCGAGCUUUGAAUCUCCGAAAUACGCUGGCCGGGAUGGUUGUUUCACCACUUUUGCACCUGGGAAUGUUUCUCUACCUAAUAAUAACCAAUGGUUACCUUCAGAGAAGUGUUCAGUUUAUCCACUUUACUACUAUGGCAAUGAUCUUAAAUCCGAAGAUCCGAGGCAUGGUUUCGGUAUCUUCCAUAAGUCUGCUAAGAUGAACCAAAUAGGUGUUAGAAGUUCUUACAACAACCCAUACUGCGAAAUCUCCUGUGAUAUAUCGUUGCGGUUGGGCCCUCUUUCAACGCCAUGCCUUGGAGACAGUCGGAAUCGAGAAACCAAAGAUACCGAUUCCAUAAUUGCACAGUGGAACAGGUCCCCUGCAAUUGAUAAAAGAUUAUCUUCCUUUCAUAAGAGCAACAGAUAUGACCCCUUGAACGCUUCUCCGGAGUCGAAUGAAUGGAUGAAUGUGGAUGCUGCAAUGAGGAAGAGAAAGAUGCUUCCAUGAUCCACAAGGGAUCAGCAGUUUUGCUUUGUCCCCACAGCUUCCUUACAGCCCCUUAACUGGAAGAAUGAAAAGUGCAGGAUCCUCGACUUCGGAACCUUUAGAUCAUCGACAUCGACUUUAUGUAAAUCUGCAUAUAUUUAGGAGUUUCGGUUAGAUGAGGCAAUCGACAGCAAACUAAUAGGAGAGACUCUUGAUCCGCAAU